Messenger RNA from Didymodactylos carnosus, 387 nucleotides. NCBI's taxonomy places the organism in Eukaryota, Metazoa, Rotifera, Eurotatoria, Philodinida, Philodinidae. The record is from the annotation of a GenBank genome assembly.
AUGAAAUUCAUUAUCAUGGUGAAUAUAUCACUGAUAUUAUGCUUAUUAAUUCAAUAUGGUGCAUCAAAAGAAUGUCGGUGUUAUUGUUGUCCUUCUGGUGGGUGUGCAAUUAAUUAUGUUGGUUCCUAUGACGUUGACAGGAGGUGUGUAGGCUGUGCACCAUCUGGAUGUGAAAGGAAAUAUCCAGCAGAAUGGAAAAUCAAAGACGUUGUUGAGAAGACAGAUGGAGAUGAAUUAACAUCUAAAGCAUCUUCUGAAGAUGACAAAACAACAACAAAAUAUUUGAAUCAAUCAUCCAGUGAUCGUCAGCCUUUCGUCAAAGGUCUUAAACCAAAACAAACCAAAGACGAAGUCAAAUUAAUUGUUGUGUCAAGACCUUGUGGAUAA